AUGGCAGAAAACGACGGAGAAGUUUCAGAAUUGCAGCAGCUACUCGAUAGACAUAAAUUAGAAAGGAAAGAACUGCAAGCUAAAACACAGAAGCUGAAACAUGCUGUUCCUAAAGGUGACAAGAAAAAGAAAAAAUUCGUUUCAGCUGAAGUAGCACAGCUGGAAUUGGAAUUGACUCAGCGUCACGAAGCUGAAUUAAAAGCUCUGAAAGCACAAUCCCCAGACACUCAAGAUGAAAAUAAUUUGGAGAUUUCAAAUUCUAAUGAAAAGAAUGAAAAGAAUACUUCUACUGCAAGGAUAUCAAGGGCUGAAAAGAGGCGUGAAAAGCAAGCAGCUAAAGAACGUGAGCGGCAGCAGAGAAUUACUGAAGCUGAAGCAGAAAAUAUUAAUUCUGAUCGAAAUUUAGAAAUUCGAAAGUUUCAAGAUAUACAAAACAAAUAUAAAUUGAUAAUGUUUGAGGUACCCCCUGAUGGAAAUUGUUUAUAUUAUGCUAUUUCCGACCAACUCGAUACUCGCUUAGGAACUAAGGCAACAGUUAGCGAUCUUCGACAACAAACAGCUGACUAUAUGGUAGCCCAUGAAAGCGAAUUUGUACCUUUUAUAGCUUUGGAUGGAAAUGAUAGCUCUCUUGCAUCUGAAGAGUUUAAAUCCUAUUGCCAAAAUAUCACUGAAACAGCAAAGUGGGGUGGUCAAUUAGAAAUCCUUGCAUUGUCUAAUGUUUACAACGUACCCGUGGAUAUAUAUCAGGCCAAUGGAUCCAUCAUAAACAUUGGAGAGCAGUACGAUGUAGAAAAUAAGAUAAGAUUAUCUUUUCAUCAAUAUCAGUAUGCCCUCGGUAACCAUUAUAAUUCGUUAAGACCGGUUCAUGAUACAGAUACGCAAUGA
This is a messenger RNA of Trichoplax adhaerens, 885 nucleotides long. RefSeq lists its product as uncharacterized. The transcript has 9 exons. Gene Ontology annotation, molecular function: cysteine-type deubiquitinase activity. Gene Ontology annotation, biological process: protein deubiquitination. NCBI's taxonomy places the organism in Eukaryota, Metazoa, Placozoa, Uniplacotomia, Trichoplacea, Trichoplacidae. Bases 1 to 885 code for a protein of 294 amino acids. The record is from RefSeq and is a predicted model, not a curated record.